UGGUGUUGGAAAAAAUCAAAAAUUAAAAAUUGUACUAUACCUUUCUAACAAUUUCCGUUUUGUCGGUCUCGUCGCCCGUCUAUAUAGUAUUCGAUGUUCGUAUAGAGUUGCAAUAGUUAAGCUUAGAAAACCUGUAUUAUAUAAGCUUUAUAAAAUCCAACUCGUCAAUUGCUGUCAAUUCGAAAGUUCAUAAAUUGUUUGGGGUUUCUAGUCCGUCUUCCAGGUCUUAUUGACCAUUUUUUUAGGUAACUAUGAUAGAAUAAUUUAUUGGACUUCUUGUGGAUCGAUAGCAUAAAAGAAAAAUGAAGAGACAAUUUUAUAAGGUCAAGCAAUUUGCUGACCAAACUUUUUCUAGGUCUGGUAAAACUGAAGCACUUUCUGAUACUUUACAAGCAGCUGAAAAACGAGUUGAUUUCAUAAAAAAUGUUUGUCAAAAUACUACAAAGAAGUUAUCUUCUACCUUAGUUAUGCCCGGGGGUGGAUGUGAUCCUUCAAAUCGAGAGAAACGUCUUAAAAAAAUGCCUGAUUAUCUUUUGGCAAUGGCUAUGUUAGAGGGUGGUCCUAAUGAAGAUGAUAAUUUAUUGAGACAAGUCUUGGUGGAAUGCAGCAAAGUUCAAAUUUGUUUGGCUAAUGCAGGUGUAGAUUAUGAGUUACGAAUUGAACAAUCUGUACUUAAUAAGCUACAGCAAAUUCUUGAUGUUGAUGUUCCUAACGUAAUAAAACAAAAACGGUUGCUUACAAAACUCGUUCUAGACAUGGAGUCGGCUCGAGCAAAAUAUAAAGCUGCCACAUCAAAGAACUCUAAUUCUGGUAGUUCCCAUACUAACAAAAUAGACGCAGUUAAAGAAGAAAUGGAAGAUAUAGAAUUGCAAGUUGAGCAAUGUCGUGACUCUCUGGCAUCUGAAAUAUUCCAAUUAAUAUCACGAGAAUCGGAAUUAUCUUCUAUUCUUGUAGAACUUAUAAAACAUCAACGCUCUUACCACCAGACUGCAUUAGCUGUACUAGAUGAAAUAGUUCCUGAGUUAGAGACUGUAAUUGAUAGAAACCCUGCGAAACCAGUGUUUGGUCAAAACCUUGAAGACCACCUAAGAGUUACUGAACGGCGAAUUGCAUAUCCAAUUGAAUUAUGUAUUUGUGCUCUGUUAGAGUUAGGUGUAGAAGAAGAAGGAUUGUUCCGGAUUGCAGCUGGUGCUUCUAAAGUUCGAUGCAUGAAGUUGAGAUUAGAUUCCAAUUGCCUGGACCUAGAAACUGCCGUUGAGUAUAGAGAUCCUCAUAUAAUAGCUAGUGUUUUAAAGUCAUAUUUAAGACAGUUACCAGAGCCAUUGUUGACUCAUCACCUGUAUGAGGAAUGGAUGGCUGCAUCCAAAUUGCAAACUAAUGAUAGUAGAUUUCAGGCGAUCUUAAAUGUUGUGCAAAAGUUACCUCAAUCGAAUUUAAAUAAUCUACGAUAUAUCAUUAAGUUUUUGGCCUUGUUAACUAAACACCAAGAUGUAAAUAAAAUGAGCCCUCAAAAUUUGGCUAUAGUAAUUGCUCCCAAUUUACUUUGGACGCCAGAAGAUAAAAACGAUAAUAUAGGUUUAAAUAUGAAUGCAGCUGCUUGUCAUAACAUAAUUGUUGAUUGUUUGAUAUCUCAUUCUGACUGGAUAUUUCCUGGUGAGGAAGAAUUUUAUGUGACACUAGAUUCACUGAAUAUAAAUGAUUUUAAUGGUCAUAAAAGAUCUAGUAGUGGGGAUACACAUUUAAUAUCAACGAAUGAAUCUCCCCCUGAUUCAAACUUGAAACGAAGUAGAUCUAGUACAAAUAUUACAGAAAUCAGUCCUCCUUCAGAAAGUCCAAAACCACAUAUUAGAGGAAGAAAAAAUAAGCCUGCUCCUGUUCCUCCUUCUCCAACAAUCAAGACCAAUAAUGAGUUGGAAAUUCUUGAGGUGGUUAUCAAGGACGAAGAUAAACCAAACUGUGAUAAACCACCUCCUGGUGCCUCAUCGUUAAAAUCUAGUCAAUCAACAGAGUCUCCAAGAGAAAAAUUAUUGGUUGGUGACACCGGCUCAUUAAAACGAACUACAAAGCCAGCAGUUGCCCCACGUACAAUUCUUGAAACAGCUGAUGAUAUAGUUUUUCGUAAGCCAGCUGUACCGGAGCGGCCAGCAUCCUUACAGAGACCUCUAAGCUCGUCGUUCAGAAGUUUACGUAUCACAGAUCUUCCUAAUGAAAAAUCUGAUGUGGACAGAGGAGGACCAAUGCUAGAAAGAGCACAUUUAUAUACUGUAUCGAAACAACAAGUGUCUUUAAUACAAUUUGGUGAAAACAAUGAAACUUCCCAUUGCAAGGAAAUAAACCAGAAUACACUUAAUAAUGAAACUUCAAAUGUAAAACAAGACAGCUCAGGUGACAUUGGUGUUUAUAAAAGUCCUAAUUUGUCUAGUCAUCGUCGUACAUCAUCGGAUGCUCAAUCAGGACAAGUUCCAAUGUUGAAGACUCCAACGAGGACCCAACGUCCUAUUCCUCCACCGCCUCCACCACCAGUUAAUUCAGGAAAAAAAGAACCAGAAAGUACAGAUCUGUAGUAUAUGAUUCAUUUAAGUUUUUGUUUCGUUAUUAGUUUACAUUUUGACCAAAGAGACAAAAGGGUCUUAUGCUCAUUUUUAAUGAUGGGUGUUAAAAAGAAAAUAUCAUUUAGUUUUUUCUUUUUAUGACUUUGUCUACCAUUAUUAUUAUUUUUCUUGUUAACUUAAAACAUGUUUCUUUUAUUUAUUUACAAAUACAUAUAUAUUUAAGUAUAUAUUUAUAACAUGGUAAUGAUGUAAAUUAUUGUGAUCACAUCAAUUUUAAUUUAUUCGAUUCAUUGUAUACUAUUUAUUAAAUUGUAUACAAAAUUUGUA
Molecule: messenger RNA, 2879 nt
Organism: Adelges cooleyi (spruce gall adelgid)
Lineage: Eukaryota; Metazoa; Arthropoda; Insecta; Hemiptera; Adelgidae
Product: rho GTPase-activating protein 17-like
Exons: 15
Coding region: 303-2564 (753 amino acids)
Biological process (GO): regulation of Rac protein signal transduction; regulation of actin cytoskeleton organization; positive regulation of GTPase activity
Cellular component (GO): intracellular anatomical structure; cytoplasm
Molecular function (GO): GTPase activator activity; protein binding
Source: RefSeq, a predicted model, not a curated record